AUGCCUGCCAUUUGCUGUGCAGGAGGUUGCACUAACAGGCGUGGGAAUGAUAUAAGUCUGCACAAUUUCCCAAGGGACGAGAAAAUCAGGGCAAAAUGGGUUUUUGCACUGCGACAUACUGGAACGCCAUAUUCCAGAGACAGUUCGUGGACUCCACGUUCAGGAAGAAAUUCUCAGUUGGUUUGUAGCGCCCACUUCGAGAAAUCGUGUUUUACACAACAAACUCGGACUAUGAUGAGUCUAGGGAUCUCUUGUCGGCCACAGUUGGAGGAUUCGGCUCUACCAACGAUAUUCGCAUCAUCAUUUGGUGGAACAGGUCAAACUGAUAAAAGACGAGAUGCCUAUAGGAAAAGAGAGGUUCAGCGGGUAUAUAACGUUUGA
Ruditapes philippinarum (Manila clam) is the source of this 381-nucleotide messenger RNA. Its product is annotated as THAP domain-containing protein 6-like. The transcript has a single exon. Gene Ontology annotation, molecular function: sequence-specific DNA binding. The record is from RefSeq and is a predicted model, not a curated record. NCBI's taxonomy places the organism in Eukaryota, Metazoa, Mollusca, Bivalvia, Venerida, Veneridae. Bases 1 to 381 code for a protein of 126 amino acids.